Molecule: messenger RNA, 2702 nt
Organism: Coregonus sp. 'balchen'
Lineage: Eukaryota; Metazoa; Chordata; Actinopteri; Salmoniformes; Salmonidae
Source: the annotation of a GenBank genome assembly
AUGUGUACCUACACUCUGGUCCUCAGGAAGAACAUUAUGGGAGUCCUGGUAAGUAGGAGAGGGCUUGUUGGUUUGUUUUACUUUGAAUUAAUAAAUAAUUGUCUUCACAUAACCCGUUUUCUGUGUUUUGGUGAUCAUUGGAGCAAAUCGUGAUAGAGCAUUUAUUCUUUAGUGCUGUUUUGACAAGGUUUGACCAUGUUGACCAGUUGUCCAUGUAAGACUGCCCAUCCUAUCCACUAGAUGAAUGGAGUGUUCAACCACCUGCCCCUGAGUCUGAGCGGCGGGGCGGUGCAGGUCUUCCAGGAGGGCUUUCGCUAUGCCAUCACUACAGGCUUCAGCCUGCAUGUCACCUACGACCUUGUCUUCCACGUUACAGUCACUGUGCCUGGAAACUACCGCGGCAACACCAGCAGCCUCUGUGGCAAUUUCAAUGGUAACCGUGGCGACGACUUCCUCCUGCCCAAUGGCAAGCUGACAAAAGACGUCAACACCUUCGGGAAGUUGUGGAAAGUGGCGAUUCCGGGCAAGGUGUGUGACAACGGUUGCGCCCGGAACACCUGUCCCAAGUGUAACCCGGCACGGAGGGCCAUGUUUGAGAAACCCCUCUACUGCGGGGUCAUCACGGCACCCAAGGGCCCCUUCGCCACCUGCCAUAGCAAGCUGGACCCUGAGCCCUACUUCAACGACUGCAUCUUUGAUGUGUGUGCCUCGGAGGGUGAUGGAAAGGUCCUGUGUGACAGUGUGGCGGCCUACGCCUUCAACUGUCACAUGGCCGGGUUGACAUCAAGAACUGGAGGACGGAGUCAUUCUGUCGUGAGUGCCCUCUAAGAGUUACUACUGUUGCCUGAAAGACUUGUACUUAGGUUACACUAUGUAUGAUGUAUAUGUACAAUAAUGCUGAAUCCAAAUGUCCAACACAAGCCCUGUAUAUCUCUGUAGUCUACUCUUCCUUAUAGUGUUGUAUUCAUGUGUAUGGCCAUAACUUUCUCUCAACUAUCUCUUUCUGUUUUCUCUACCUAAGCCAUGAAGUGCCCAGCCAAUAGUCACAAUGAGGUGAGUGUGGUUGCCUGUUCUACAGCCUGCCCAGGCCUCACAUAAAUAGUCUGCAAUGUGUUUUUAUAAUGCACGUCAAGAUACAUAAAUGUAGCUUAUGUUAGGGGAGACAUCAUCAUGAAUCACUCACUUUAAGGCAACCUCUGUCCUCAUGUGGACAGGGAGGUAGUGAACCUGCCUCUCAACCCGGGCCAGGGUCAGGUGAUUGUCUCCCAGCUUGGCAACAUGGCCAUCCUGCAGACUUCGACCUGCAGGUCUCCUACGACUGGCCUGGAAACUGGUCAUCCUACUUCCCAGCAGUUACUAUGGCAAUGUGUGUGGCCUGCGCGGCAACUUCAACGACAUCCCCGGAGAUGAGCUGCAGGACCUGGCCAGUAAGGCAGUUAUGACGGUGGAGCAGUGGGCCAAUGUCUGGAGGGUGAGGGGCCUGGCUGAGGAUAAGUACACCCCCUGCUUUGACAGCUGCCAGGGGAAUGUGACGUGACCCAGAGGAAGCAGUAUGAGUCAGAGGCCUUCUGCUGGGCCCUCACGGCCAAGACAGUGUUCCAGAUCUGUCAUAAUAAACUGGACCCCCAGGCCUUCAUGGACAGCUGUGUGUAAGACAUAUGUGUGAACAAGGGGGACAGGAGAAUGCUGUGCCAGGCCUUGGCCACUUAUGCCGAUCUGUGUCGGCAGGAGGGCGCUGUGGUCAAGGACUGGAGGACCAUGUUUGGCUGCCGUAAGUAACUGACAGGGAUAAAAAGGCUCAGAAUGAUCAAUAUUGUCUUUGCACAUUAGGAGACCAGCGUACUGAAUUAUGCACUUCAGCAUCACUGUGCUGAAAUAACGUUUUUUAAAGUUGUCCUGCUUACCAAUCAGCCACACCACUUGCACAGCUGCGGGUGACCCUUAUUACCAUACCUUGGAUGGGCGCCGAUUUGACUACCAGGGGACGUGUGUGUACCAGCUGAGGGCGCUGUGCACCCAGACGCCGGGCCUGGUGCCGUUCUAGGUGACGGUGCAGAAUGACCACCGCGGGAGCAAGACCGUGGCCUACACUAAGACUGUCAUCUUCACCAUCUACGGGGGUCUCCCUCACCAUCAGCAGGGACUACCCCUUCAGGGUCCUGGUGAGUGUUGCUGGAUAGGGACAGAUAAUGUAUAGAGGGGGGUUAGUAUAUUUACAGGAGUUUACCUGGUAAAAGUAUAUCAAUAAUAAAUAUUGAUGAUAGAAUUAGUAUUUUAAGACUCUUGGUAUUUAACACUGGGUGGUAAUUUAUUUUCCCCCAUGUGUUAAAUUUUACCACUCAUGGUGCUGUUACAGCUAUUUAAUGAAGCGUUCUAGGCCUUAAUCCUUGUGUAUUUAAUGAAACUAAGAUUUAACUGGGAAUUACUCUGGAUUAGUGAACAAUGGAAAAAUAUUUCAUCUAUAGAUUCCCAUAUAAUUCUCCUUUCUCUUUCGUCUCCAGUUGGAUGGACAGCUUGAGUCCCUGCCCCUGGACCUGAACAGUCAGCUGAUUGUGUUCCGCAGUGGCCGAAGGGCUGUGGUGGAGACUGCUGCGGGCAUCACACUGACCUUUGACUGGCACAGCACGGUGCACUACAGACUCCCCAGCACCUACCAGGGUGCCGUCUGCGGCCUGUGUGGCAACUACAACGCCAAGCCCUAG